GUCACCGUUAAGCUUUACAAGCUGAACUAUGGUGUAAAGUCUGGUGUUCAUUGUGAGGUUUGGAAGUUUGGAUAAAAACAAGUAAGACUGAACAAACCUGAAAACAUUUAAUCAAAUGACAUGUUUGAAAUGGUAAAAUCUUUUUUCUACAAAAAUAGUCAUGUCUAAAAUGUGAUUUUGAUCAUUUAACUAUCUCUGUGAGAACAGUGUGGAUUCUGUUUAUGUGACACAUUCUGUAGACGUCCUAGUUUGUGGUUAAAAGGUAAUUUUUUACAUCUCUGCAGAAUGCAUCCGGAGGUGUGAUCAGAUUCAUCUAUUUUUAAAAUAUUAGAGAUGUGACGGUUUAUUCUGCAGCACUCGUGCAUGUCACACAGUCUGUCUUCAGCAGCGACAGAGUGAAGGACCAGAUCAUGCUGUGGCUUUUCCAUGUGGGUGUGGUUCUGCUGAACAUUGCGUGGAUCUCCUUCUUUCUGACACCAGGUCCUCUCUCAGUACUUGUAACGAGAAGAAGCCGCAGCUCUGAUGAGGAAACGCUGUUAGCUGAAUUUUGCAUUAAUUCUCCAUCUGAUAAGAACCGGACACCAACCGAUUCUCCAUCUGAUAAGACCAGGACACCAACCGAUUCUCCAUCUGAUAAGACCAGGACACCAACCGAUUCUCCAUCUGAUAAGAACAGGACACCAACCGAUUCUCCAUCUGAUAAGAACAGGACACCAACCGAUUCUCCAUCUGAUAAGACCAGGACACCAACCGAUUCUCCAUCUGAUAAGAACAGGACACCAACCGAUUCUCCAUCUGAUAAGACCAGGACACCAACCGAUUCUCCAUCUGAUAUGACCAGGACACCAACCGAUUCUCCAUCUGAUAAAAACAGGACACCAACCUCAAAGACCAUCAAAAUAUUUAACUAUGGAAGUGGUUCAGUUGGUCCUGACAAAAUAUAA
Messenger RNA from Melanotaenia boesemani (Boeseman's rainbowfish), 944 nucleotides. RefSeq names its product myb-like protein V. Lineage: Eukaryota; Metazoa; Chordata; Actinopteri; Atheriniformes; Melanotaeniidae. The record is from RefSeq and is a predicted model, not a curated record. The transcript is spliced from 3 exons. The coding region runs from base 411 to 944 and encodes 177 amino acids.